AUGGUUUCAAGACUUUUUGGUAGCAAUCCAUUUGACGAGUCUGUUGAAAAGGCUACAUCAGAAACUAUUCAGAAAGGACAAGAAGAUUUGGCCUUAAAUCUUGAAAUUAGUGAUCAAAUUCGUAGUAAACAAGUUCAACCUAAAGAUGCCAUGAGAGCUCUUAAGCGUAAAAUAACACACACUAACCCUUACUUAACGGACACUUGUGUUAAAAAUGGCGGGCAUCAUUUUUUAAUUGAAGUUGCAUCUCGAGAGUUUGUUGAUAGUUUAUUGGGAAUUGUAAGAUCACCGGCUAGCACAUCUAAUAAUGAUGUUAAAGAAAAACUUCUUGGAUUAAUUCAAACAUGGGCUUUGGCUUUUGAAGGAAAACCUGAACUCGUGUAUGUAACUGAAACGUAUCGACUAUUGAAACAUGAAGUCGAUAAAUCCACAUCAAUUAUGAUGAUUGAUACUGCCACACCACCAGAAUGGUCUGACAGCGAUUUCUGUGUUAGAUGCAGAACUCCAUUUACUUUAUUAAACAGAAAACAUCAUUGUAGAAAUUGUGGUAAAACAUUCUGUGGUGAAUGUUCUUCUAAAUCAACUCCAUUGCCUAGCAUUGGUAUAAACGAACCAGUAAGAGUUUCUUCAACUUUACAUUCAAAUUCUGCAACAACAAAUGGAAAUGAUACUCAUACAUCUCAAGGAAGCGAUGAAGAGGAUGAGGACUUUAAAAAAGCGAUAGAACUUUCUCUUAAAGAAACUAAAAAUCAUAAAAAUAAUAUUCGAGGAGAGGAAGAAAUGGACGAUGAUUUGGCUGCAGCUAUUGCAGCAUCCCUUAAAGACUUAAAGAUCGAUCAACCCAAAUAUUCAACUCAAACACAAUAUGAUCAUCAAUCAUCAUCAUCUGCCUAUCCUUUUGAUGUGCCAAAGGAUCAAAACGAAUUAUCACAAAUUGAAGCAGAUAACAUUUAUAAAUUCUCAGAUUUACUUGAAAAAAUACAACAAAGUGGCUCAGAUUUGAUAAGAGAUCGACAAGUUCAAGAAUUAUAUGAUAGGAUUGGUGAAUUAAAGCCAAAGCUAACAAAGAACUUGACAGAAACAAUACAAAGGCAUCAGGAUCUCAUGGAAAUGCAUGAAAAAUUAUCUCAAGUUAUCAAAUUAUAUGAUCAACUUUUGGAGGAUAGGAUGUCUAACACAUAUUCACGUCGUGCCUCUAACUAUGCUGGUACACAAAGAAUUAUUUCACCAGUAUCAUCCAACGCAGGAAUAGUUUAUCAACAACCAUCAUCAUCUCUUUCUUCAGUUAAUUCGUAUCCUCAAAACCCGACAUAUCCUUUAGCUUCAGCACCUUCACCCUCCUCAGCCUAUAUCUUUGCACAGACACCUCUCACACAAUAUACGCAGCCUAAUGCAUUAGAAAUAGCUCCAGUUCUUAAUCAACAAUUAGAAUCACAACAAAUUCCGUAUGUCUCAAAUGCACAUCUUCCAAAUCAAACAUUCUUACCCAUUUCAACUAAUAUUAUCACCAAUGAUCAUGGUGUUAUUAAUGAUGAUUAUAAUGCAUCGUUAUCCCCCCAAUCAUCAGCAGCGAUCAAUGUUCAAAAUUUUUUACCGCAAAAUAAUGUUUCUUAUUUACCACAACCAAUUUUCGAACCUAAUUCUGGAUAUACUCAAAUACAAAACCCAGAUUACCAACAAAAUGAUUCUUCUCAUUUAAUCGUACAUCAACAACAAUCUCAAAAAUUUGAAGAAGCACCAUUAAUUGAACUUAAUUAA
Entrophospora candida is the source of this 1758-nucleotide messenger RNA. Lineage: Eukaryota; Fungi; Glomeromycota; Glomeromycetes; Entrophosporales; Entrophosporaceae. The record is from the annotation of a GenBank genome assembly.